GCUAGGUCGUUGAAAUUUUCGUCAUCACGUCCUGUCAACCCUAUGCCUCUGUCUUGGAUGGUAAAAGAGAUGAAUCCUUCUGAUUAAAUGGGAUUUAUGCCAAUUUGUGAAAUAUAGUCUUCAUAUUUGAUAAGCAAAUCGUUUGUAAUUGACAUUGCGGCACUUGAAGAGCUUGAAGACAUCAAAGGAAAUGACAGAAACGUAUGAUUUCCUUUUUAAAUUCUUGGUGAUUGGAAGUGCAGGAUCGGGGAAAUCCUGUCUUCUCCAUCAAUUUAUAGAAAACAAGUUCAAGCAGGACUCCAGCCACACCAUUGGGGUGGAGUUUGGCUCCCGGGUGGUGAUGGUCGCCGGUAAGACGGUCAAGCUGCAGAUCUGGGACACAGCUGGACAGGAGCGAUUCCGGUCAGUGACUCGCAGUUAUUACAGAGGGGCAGCAGGGGCUCUCCUGGUUUAUGACAUCACCAGUCGGGAAACGUACAAUGCCCUGACCAACUGGUUGACAGACGCUCGAACGCUGGCCAGUCCAAACAUUGUCAUCAUCCUGUGUGGGAACAAGAAAGACCUGGAGGCUGACAGAGAGGUCACCUUCCUCGAGGCGGCCCGCUUCGCCCAGGAGAACGAACUGAUGUUCCUGGAGACGAGUGCCCUCACCGGUGAGAAUGUGGAGGAGGCCUUCCUUAAAUGUGGUCGCACCAUCCUCAACAAGAUAGAGUCAGGUGAGUUAGACCCGGAGCGGAUGGGCUCAGGGAUCCAGUAUGGUGACACAACGGUGAGGCAGCUUCGCCAGUCGCCGCAGGCUGGCUCAGCACAGGGCAGAGAUCAGUGCAACUGUUAAAGGCUAAUGCUAACCUAGCUCUAAGACACAUAGAACCCAUGUCUCCAGGGCCCGAUGUAAAUCUUUCUUCUAACAGUCUCUGCACACUCAGGCCUUUGGAGGACUGCCCUGUGACUCUUGACACCUGCUCUUGGACUACUUCUGGAGAGACCCUGUGUAAAGAUUUGGGCUGGGUUGUCACGGAGCUAUCUGGGUUGUCACGGAGCUACUCUCCUCCAGGCCUUUCUCUCUCUGACUACUGCUCCAGUCCGCGUCGCCAGGGAAUACAAGUGACAUCAGCAGAGAGGACUGGUCAGUCACAGAGCCAGGCCAAUGGACACACACAGGACAUUUGUUUUCAAUAUCUUUACUCAGAAGCAGCCACAGCAGCUCACAAACCUCUCACUGUUCAAACUCUGAUGGGACCGACAUGAUGUAAAGAGAACAUCACACUUUAAUUUGUGUCUAAUCUCUAUAAAAGUUAAGCCUAUUUAUUGGUUGUGUUGAAAACUGUAAGAUAUUGUAAAUAUAUCAAAAGGAAAUAUAACAUUUAUGUGAUAUUUGUGUAAAAUGUUUUAAGAGAAAAAAAGCAGAGGACUUGUGGUAGUCACCGUGUACACAUACUGUAAUGUGUGAAUGUGUUUGUGAAAAUUGUUACAACGUUAAAGCUGGAAUCCUUAUCGGUGAAACGUCUUGUUUGCUCUAUUACAACAACAAAGAAGUUACUUCAAACAAUGAACACUGUUUUUUCCCUCAGACAUCAUUGCAUGGCAGAGGAGGCUGGUGGGAGGAGCUGUAAGAGGAUGGGCUCAUUGUAAGUGCUGGAAUGGAGUCAACGGAACAUAGUCAAGCAUAUGGUUUCCAUAUGUUUGAUACUGUUCCAUUUAUUCAAUUUCAGCCAUUACAAUGAGCCUGUCCUCUUAUAGCUCCUCCCACCAGUCUCCUCUGUAAUGCACGCAUGAUGGAAUGGCAGGUUUUUAUUUACCACAAUGCUGGAUGCUCAUAUCUUCUGUUUCAAAACAAUAACAAACGCGCCUAUAACAUUCCACUGUUUCACCUUUCACAGAUCUCAGCUUUAAUAUCUUUGAAUGACUAUCAUAAUCUUCAAUUUUGGGACAAACAAAUAAUAUGUAUUUUAAAUGUGUAAGGUGUUGUGCAAUGAUUAUGAAAGGGUUAAGGCCAUAUCUAAAUCCAUUCUAACCAGAAUAUCAUUGAUAGAUUGAGUGAUAAUUGGUGUAUUUACUUGAUGUAAAGCACAAAUGUGAAAAUCUACAUUUUUGCAUACAUCUGGACUAUGAUCUUACGUAUGAACUGUCUAUCUAUAAAAUGUAUCACUAUGUGUGCUAGAUGUAACUGUUGAACUGAAGAACUGCCCCUCUUUGCAAAGCCUGUAUGAUCUUGAAUUAAUAAAUUAUUAAACCAAAUGUUCAUUAAA
Messenger RNA from Salvelinus fontinalis (brook trout), 2249 nucleotides. Its product is annotated as ras-related protein Rab-4B-like. The coding region runs from base 191 to 835 and encodes 214 amino acids. The transcript has 8 exons. Gene Ontology annotation, cellular component: endosome. Gene Ontology annotation, biological process: regulation of endocytosis; Rab protein signal transduction. Gene Ontology annotation, molecular function: GTP binding; GTPase activity. The record is from RefSeq and is a predicted model, not a curated record. NCBI's taxonomy places the organism in Eukaryota, Metazoa, Chordata, Actinopteri, Salmoniformes, Salmonidae.